Molecule: messenger RNA, 2799 nt
Organism: Topomyia yanbarensis
Lineage: Eukaryota; Metazoa; Arthropoda; Insecta; Diptera; Culicidae
Product: UDP-glucosyltransferase 2-like
Exons: 4
Coding region: 237-1811 (524 amino acids)
Molecular function (GO): UDP-glycosyltransferase activity
Source: RefSeq, a predicted model, not a curated record
GGUAGUGAUCACGGUUGUUUUUCGUUUCACAAAAAAAACCGGACAACGAAACAGUAUGUGCGUUAGUCUGCACGCAUGUGGAUCGGAAAUGUGGAUUCGUUUGUUAAAAACCAUAAUUCCUGCCAAUUGCGAGUAACAUAAGAGGCUAUCGUAUAAAACUAAGCCCGCCUAACACCCAGUCAACACUCAGUUAGAACAGGUCGAGUGGAAGGAGAUCAAUCAAUCACAUCGAAAAAAUGUUCAUCAACAUGAACCGAUUAGUCGGUUCGCUAGCUAUUAUCACAUUCUUCACCGUCCCACUACCGCAUGGAGCAGAUUCGGCGAAAAUUUUGUGUUUCUUCCCAACCGCCAGCAAGUCGCACGUUCUCGGCACGCAGAUGCUGCUAAAGAACUUGGCUAACCGAGGACACGAGGUCACCAUGGUUAGUGCGUUCCCGCUGUCGAAGCCGUUGAAAAAUUACCGAGAUAUCUAUGUACCGAUAGAGGAUGCUUUCGGAGCGAUGAUGGCUAAUUUCAUGAAAGGUGGCAGCCGAAAUAUGAUAAAAAUUAUGCCCAACAUUACGCAAGCAUCGUUGGACUACACCAACUACACUCUGAACUCGCCGCAGUUCCAGCAGCUCAUUAGAGAGGAGCAUUUCGAUGUGGCCAUCCUGGGGUUUUUUAUGAAUGAUUUCAUCUUCGGACUAGGUGCCCUGUUGCGGUGUCCGACAAUCGUAUACUUUUCGGCCGGUAUUAGCCAGCUCGUAAAUGUGGUUGGAAAUCCACAGGAAAUCGCUUCCGUUCCCCAUCUGUUGCUGGGGAACAAAAAUCCCAUGACAUUUCUGGAUCGAGUUAAAAACACUCUGUUCAGCGUAGUGGAAGUCGCGCUGAUCGCAUACGUUCACCACAAAUCUAAACAUUACUACUAUUAUAAUUUCCCAUCGGAAAAAGGAUUCCCUUCAUACGAGGAAGCUAAAGUGAACACUUCUCUGCUGAUGUACAACUCGUACUUCACUCAAACUGUGCCUCGUCCGCUGCUACCGAACGCGGUGGAAGUUGGCGGACUACAAAUCAAAUCCAAACCGGACCCUCUACCGACGGAUGUUCAAGCCUGGCUAGAUGGUGCCGACGAGCACGGAGCUAUCUUUUUCAGCUUCGGAUCCAAUCUGAAAAGUUCCACACUCCGAUCGGACCGAUUGGAAGCUAUUAUCGGAGCACUAGGAAGCUUGCAACAGCGAGUAAUCUGGAAGUGGGAUACUGAGCACAUGCCCGGGAAACCCGCAAAUGUCAUGAUUGGCAAGUGGCUUCCACAGGACGACAUCCUGGCCCACCGGAAUCUGAAACUGUUCAUCACUCACGGUGGUCUGGGAAGCAUAACGGAGGCGAUGUACCAUGGUGUCCCGAUCGUUGGGAUUCCCAUGUUUGGCGAUCAGGACAAUAACGUGGCCCAGGUCGUUGCCGAAGGGUGGGGUGAAUCGGUUUCGUUUGACGAUAUGACGGAGAUGAGUUUGGCGGCUGCCAUCACCAAGGUGCUUUCCGAUCCGAAAUAUGCCGAGAAUGUGGCACACAUCUCGGAACCGUUUCGGGAUCGACCUCAGAGCGCACUGGAUCUGGCCACCUUCUGGGUGGAGUAUGUGGUGCGGCACAAGGGGGCUAGGCAUCUGCACUAUCAAGGGGCGGAUUUGAAUUUCCUGCAGCGGAAUUUGAUCGAUGUGAUGGCGUUUUUGGGAGCGGUUUUGUAUGCUGUUUGCAAGCUUUUGGGCGUUUUGGUGCGGAAAUGUGUGUGCGGUGGGAAGGAGAAACCGAAGCAAAGAAAGACGAAGAAACAUUAGCUAGUUAUAGGUACAUAUAGACAAUGUUAUGUGAGUGCGAAAUAAAUUCAAGGUCGUAGAGAGCAUUUAUGCUUUAUUUAUAGUAGAAUGUUUUUCAAAGAGAAGAACAUCUUGGCGUUCUACAUAACGUUUAACCCACAAAUAGGCAAGCUAACAUCGUGAUUGCGAGAAGCAUCGCUCCUAAGAUCUAUUGAAAUCUAAAACCUUUUUUGUCUUUUUAUCAGUAAAAUAAUUGGAAAUCCAAAAUGCUCGAACAAUUUUUCUAUUUCUAAUUAUGAGUUCAUCAAAACUCAAGAAUAGAAAUCCUCCAUGCUUUGAUGCUCAUUGUCUUUUUUGGAUUGAAAGAUCAAUUAAAAAGUGUCUUCUUUUCUGGACAAUUCGUUGUUAGAAUACUGAAACUGUUCGUUUUUUGCCUUUCUCAUAUAGAAAGGUUAUGCAAUCACUCUAAAAAUCGUCAAGUUAAUCCCGGCCCGGAGGGCCAGGAGUCAUAAACCAUUCGACUCAGCUCGUCGAGAUCGCAAAAUGUCUGUAUGUAUGUAUGUGUGUAUGUGGAAAAAAAUGUCACCUCUGUUUCUCAGAGAUUACUGGACCGAUUUGCACAAACUUGAAAGGUACAAUCUUCCCAUCGGCUGCUAUUGAAUUUUUUAUUGAUUGGACUUCCGGUUCCAGAGUUACGGGUUAAAGAGUGCGUCCACACAGCAAAUUCCCAUAUAAACUGAAAUGAAAAAUUCUCAAAGGGGGGAGUAAGGGAAAAUUUCAAAAUCGAAUUUGCAUUUCUGAUGCCAAAUGACUUUAAAAUUCAUGAAACGUUGAGAAUUGAUGAAAUCUAAAAAAAAGCCAUGGAAUCGUAGUUUGGACAAAUGAGAAAGGCACAAUUCCACCACUAGGUGGAUUAAAACAGGUUUUACGCUACGGAAACAGGACCGUGAAAAAAUGACGACGGUCCCUAUUAUUUAAUUUUAUUUAUUAUUAAGGCUUUAACCUCAUG